GUUUAACACUACGACAUUUUCUAUAGGAAACAAAUUUCCCACUAGAUCAGUGGAAAGUUACCUCCCACUGGCUUAGUGGAAACCACUGUGACGAUUAGAUGCGCUCCGCAAUAUUCAUGAAACCCCAGUGGUCUGCAGGGGCCCACUGCUCACUCUACACUCUUCUUGAUGGCGAGCAUGCUGCUGCCCUAACAAACGAAAACAUCCAGCCAGCACGGACCCAGAGGCAAUGGCCUUCGCAACCGCAGUUCUGGACGCGUGUAGUUUUGCUGCGCGCUUUGCGCUUUCGCACUCCCCGAUAUGCAGCGUGCGUUGUCUAUACUACUUGUUGAUGACGAUGUUUGACUCGCGGCUGCAGCGCCUGCGCCCAGCGGCGCGCAAGGCUGUCGCAGCUUUCUUAGCGACGGCCGGGGACCAAGAUCCCCUACUCGUUCUGGAGUGGCAAGAUAACUUAGAUCUCUGGCCACAGUACGUGGGCGGUGUUCGAACUGAAGUUUUGAACGCUCUGACGGCCCUGGGCGGACUGCGGUGCCCCGAGGACCCUAACCACGCCGUCUCGUUCCGCACAACGGCCGCUCUGCUUCAUGCCAUGACCGAGAUGAGACAGCACCACUCCGACUUCGUGGGCAUCAGCGCUGCCAUGGCGGCAGCCUUUGGCAGGCCAGAACGGCCGGCGGUCGCCCGCUCCGUCAUCAUUCACAAAGUCAACGGGCGGGCGGAAGUCGUGCCCCAGAGCACACAGUUCUUCGUGUUAUGAAUCCGGCGCCCAGCCAGCCUCGUUCAUUCCCCAGCCAUUCGCCUGCCUGCCGUUGGCAGCAGCCGGCAGUGUCAGAUUUGCGGUCUUUGCUGGCGAGCAUAGAAUGGCACGGCGUGUGUUAGAUUUAUUGCUGUUUGGUUUAUUGCCGGUUGCGUUGUGCUUGAUAGCGGGACGCGGCUGGACACAUGGCGGGCGGUGAGGGGCGGUGCCUGUACAAACCGACGACCCCAGCUAUAGCGGUGUACGGAGUUGCCAGGCUGCAACAGCAGCGAGCUGCACCCCCUCCACGCACGCUACUCAUCCCCUGAUGAUGGGCGGGUAGAUAUCGCAUGUACGCUUUGAUUGCGCUCAUGCAUGGCUACCAACGAAGGUACCAAGCAGGCAAGCACCCCGCUAUGUUGCGGUCCUGCGUGCGUCGGGACUCGGGACCUGGCGCGGGCAAUCGGGCAUGUCGCAGGCAUGUCAAGGACAGGCACUCAGGCGUUUGAUGCCAUGCGUGCAGCUGUGAGAAUGAGAGUGCGAGGUUACGGUGCUGUUGCGUUACUCCUCACCGUGCCACCUAUCGCGCAUCCACUCAACCCGUACGCCAUACCAGCAUUAGGCCUCCUGCUUCUUGGGUGAUCUGCUGAGAGGGUGCCACAUACAGCGGGACCGGCUGGAGUGACGGUUAGUUGCUUGGUCACAUGCCCCGGGCCAGUUGCCCUUUGGUUACCCUCAUCGUUUUGGACCGUACCGUUACGUUACGGCGUUUUGCAACGUUACAUGUUGGCUAUCCACACAUGCGCUCGUCCACUGCUUGCUAAUUGCUAGCCGGCCCAACCACCACAACCAGUCGCUUGCUGCCUCCGCUUCGCUCCGCGUCUACACGUUUGUUGGGUGGCUGAGCUUCCAGAGCGAAGCGACAUCUGGGGGGUGAACCACCCCGCGAAAUCACUCCAUUCUUCACAUUAACGGUUACCCCCGCCCCCCAAGGAUCACCCUAUCCAUGCCUGCCUGCUUGCCCCCGUACCAUCAUAAGAGCAUUGCUCAACGCCAUGCUUGUUUGCGACCAUAGCAUACUUGGAGGGCUGGGUGGAGGGCUUGGUAGAGGGCGUGGUGAAGGGCUGGCAGCGGGCUGGGUGCGUGGAGGGCUGGGCGGGCCACCAACAGGGUCAGGGACCCCAUCAUGAAGCGGGUAUUGGAGCGGGCCCCUUGGACUAGGGACCCAGAUUACCUGGGCGUCCGCGCUACCCGGGGUUCGAACAGGUCCCUUGCCUGACGGAGGGUUACCCAGAGGACGAGGGACCCAAAACCACCCAGGUCAGUACGGGAGGGUACGGGAGGGUCCCAAGGAGGGUCCUGCGUCAUUUACGGGGGGAGAGGGCGGGGAGAAGGUAGGGCCGCAAUGGAAGAUGGUAAGGGGCAGGUUGGCGUAGCCGUGUACUGUAUGUGCAGUGUAUUCUCAGACCCCAACAAU
Messenger RNA from Chlamydomonas reinhardtii, 2213 nucleotides. RefSeq lists its product as uncharacterized. Bases 338 to 757 code for a protein of 139 amino acids. Lineage: Eukaryota; Viridiplantae; Chlorophyta; Chlorophyceae; Chlamydomonadales; Chlamydomonadaceae. The record is from RefSeq and is a predicted model, not a curated record. The transcript has 3 exons.